Pseudovirgaria hyperparasitica is the source of this 1764-nucleotide messenger RNA. Its product is annotated as HET-domain-containing protein. The record is from RefSeq and is a predicted model, not a curated record. The transcript is spliced from 2 exons. Lineage: Eukaryota; Fungi; Ascomycota; Dothideomycetes; Acrospermales; Acrospermaceae. Bases 168 to 1691 code for a protein of 507 amino acids.
CCCGGUCCUACAGUGACAGGACAUGAGUCGACCGAUACUCAAGUGGUUUCCCGCUGCAAACUCAAAGCCUAUCCAAUGCUAAUCCGCGCUGAUCAGUAAAUCUACUCACCGAAUACAUUCCUUGGAGAUCCACCACGUAUCUUGACAGUACUAUAGCGACGAUAAAGAUGUGGAUGUCGAAAUGCGAAGCACAUCCUGCUUGCCGCACGUCGAUGACACGACUGCCCCGGCGGAUACUGGAUGUUCAGGCCGACAACAGAUCUCGCUUGUGUCUGCUCGUCAAUUCGUCUACGAAAGCUCAAUACCUUGCCCUGAGCCAUCGAUGGGGCAGGAAUAAGCAAGGAUGUACAGUACGAGCAAACUACAAGCACAGACAGAGUCGUGUCGAUGCUUCUCAGCUGCCGCAUUCUUUCACAGAUGCCAUUCGAGUCACACGUCUACUUGGCUUCCGCUAUCUAUGGAUAGAUUCAUUGUGUAUCAUCCAGGACGACCUGAAGGACUGGGAAGAAGAAGCCCCUAUGAUGGGGACGAUCUACGAAAAUGCAUAUCUGACCAUCUCGGCCUCAGAAUCAACCGGCGAUCAUCAUCACUUUCUAGAGCACAGGAGUACCCCCAGCCCGUUCUCAAAAGUCCACCUCGGAUCAGCAUACCAGUCCUAUCCCGGCAAAGAGUUUGUCAAGAUCAAGCACCACGAAGAAGUAGACUUGAACACCCUGCCAAUCACUUCACGAGCCUGGGUCUUCCAAGAACGCUUCUUCUCCGUACGCACCGUCCAUUUCUGCAAGUCCCAAGCACACUGGGAGUGCCAGUGCCGGAUCUGGUCCGAGAGCGGACGCCAGAGCGAGUCGAACACAGGCGACAAGCUGCACUCCCUGAAGCAACGCCUAUUCACCGCCACCUUCUGGGACUCGCACAACGACUGGCUCUCCCUCGUCGAGCGGUACAGCAGAUGCCAAAUGACGCUCACGCGCGACAAGCUACCCGCUAUAUCCGGCAUCAUGACCCGCAUCACAGAGCAACACGACACGCAUUUCAUCGCAGGCCACAUCAUGCAGCCCACCGAAACCCUUCUCAAAAGCCUAGCAUGGGGCAGCGCUGCCGCCACACCACUCCGCAAGCCCAGCACCCCCCGCUGCUCCUCCUGGUCCUGGGCCGCCCUGGACGGCAACAUCUCCUUCUUCAUCAAACACCCCUCCUCGCCCGGCCGCACCCUGUCCCAUCUCCGCAGAAUCUAUAAAUCGGGCGAUAUCACCCUCGCCGCUACCACUCACCUCCUCUUCCACGCUCGCACCGCUACUCUCCACGCCCGCCCCAUGGACGCCUGGGAACUCCUCCAGCAGUCUCAUCUCUGGGGCAUAUACCCCGGCUGGAGCCCCGAGGCCGACUGCAACGUGCGCUGUCACGGGCUUUUUGACGGUGUUGGGAAGGGCGAUAUGCUUGGCAUGGCGCGUCUGGAUGUUGACAGCAGAGAGACGGGCGAUUUCGUCUGUCUGAGCCUGUUUGAGCAGCGCAAUCCCGCGUGGCCGGACUUUUACAGGUGUUGGGUCUUGGUGUUGGUUCCUGCGAGUGGGCGGAGACUUUCUACGAGUGCUGUUGCUGUGGCGCCGGCUUAUAGGAGAGUUGGGAUUGGCUGUGUGUUUGACGAGCGUUGUGUGCGUAGGGCUCGGAGGAGGGAUGUGCUGUUGGUGUAGAUACUUGUGUGUAUGUAUGUAUGUGUGUGUACUCUUUUAAUCGUAAUAAAGGAUCAUCAAGAUCCCCCCAAGU